Messenger RNA from Clonostachys solani, 3906 nucleotides. Lineage: Eukaryota; Fungi; Ascomycota; Sordariomycetes; Hypocreales; Bionectriaceae. The record is from the annotation of a GenBank genome assembly.
AUGUCGGAUGACAAGACAACUAUCCAGGAGGUUCAUCAGAUGUUCACUUCCAUGCUGGAGGAUGACAUGUAUCGCCCACACGUACUCGAGCUCCUUGCCUCCAAUUACUACGCCAAGUUCAAGGCUACGGGCGCGGCUCAGCAUUUCGAUUCAGCCGUUACGUUGUACCAGGAGGCGAUGGAUUUAAUGCCGGAGAAGGAGCCUAAUCUCGCCCAUAUGAAGGAGGCCAUCAGCGUAGAUUGCUAUGCUAAGUACGAAGACACCGGCGCGAGCGCAGAUCUGGAUUCAGCCAUCCAAUGGGCUGUCAAGGCUGUCGAUUCAACAGAAAAAGAAGACCCGGAGUACGGACAUCGACGCGAUCAUCUUCGGAAGUGUUAUGGCGAUAAAUAUAGCGUCACACACGCAAUCGAAGAUCUAGAUGCAAUCAUUUUGUUAGCCCAAGAAGCGGUUGAUUUGGCAGCAGAGGAUAAUCCGGCGUGUGGGCUUUACUGCCAAGACCUCGGAGUCCAAUAUAUCGAUCGAUACCAGCGAAUGCGAGUGAUAGGGGACCUUAAUACGGGUAUAAGAUAUUCAGAAGAGGCACUCAAUUUGGUAGACACGGAUGAUCCAACGAGACUUGAUGUCCUGUAUUCUCUCGGGGCUGGAUAUUUGGAACGAUACGAUACAAGUCGAGACAUGGAUGAUCUACAGACAGCUAUUCAACACCAUCAAGACGUACUUGACACAGUCUCAGAAGACUAUCCCUACUAUCUCAAACUGCUUGAGUCUCUUUCGGCUGCAUACCAAAGAAGAUACCAGGCAACGAAGGAGAUAGACAGUCUCGAAAUGGUUAGCAAAUUAUACCAGGACCUACUCACACUUGAUCCACAAAACGAUUCAGAACGUGGAGGUCGACUUUGGUACAUUGGAAACUUUUAUAGACAGAAGUACCAUACGACUGGUCAAGUGAUGGAAUUGAGUACAUCCAUAGAAUGGCUACAGGAUUGCGUUGACUCAACACCAGAGAAUCACCCCAAACGGGCGGAACGACUUGGAGAUCUUGCAGACAGCUUCCUCGAUUUGUAUCGAAGAGAAGGAGAGACAUCGAAUCUUCAUAAAAGCAUACAGCUAGGUACAGACGCGCUUAGCUUCACCUCGCAAAAUCAUUCCCUUCGGGUCCAUAUAUCGGGAAUCAUUGGCCACGCAUACAGAGAAAUAUAUGAAGCCGGCGGCGAGAUAUCAAACCUAAAUACAGCGAUCCAGUUUUAUCAAGAAGGUUUAGAUUCAAGGCCCCAAAAUCUUCCCGUAGGGGUAGAGGAAUUUCAGAAUAUCGGGACGGCAUAUGCUCAUCGGUAUGGAACGACAGGAGAGAUGUCGGAUCUGGAAACAGCCAUUCAUAAUAUGCAAAAAGCCGUUAUUCUUACCCCGAGAAAUAGCAUUUCCUUGAGUGGCAGACUGCAGAAUCUCGGAACUGCCUAUCAGACGAAAUACCAACAGACUGGAACAGUAGCGGAUCUGGAUGUUGCUAUGCAAUAUUACCAAGAGGCUGUCGACGUGGGACCGGAAGGACCCGUCUACCGAGCCGCUCUAUUACAGUCCAUUGGAAGCGGAUAUGGAGAUAGAUAUCAAAAGACACGAGCAAUGGCGGAUUUGGAUAGAGCUAUCCAGUCAUUGAAAGAGGCUCUUGACCUUACGCCAGACGAUCAUCCCGAGAGAACACUAACACUUCAAGAUCUGGGAGCGGGAUACGGUGAUCGAUAUGGAAGAACGGGGGAAAAGUCAGACCUCGAAACAGCGAUUUUCUAUGCCAAUGCUGCUCUUGAUUUAACUCCAAAUGGCCAUGUCCGGAGGGCAUCCCGCCUUAAUGGGCUUGGGGCUAACUAUCGAUCGAAAUAUCUUAAGUGGAAGGACGAAAGCGACCUGGCAAUAGCUAUACGAACAUAUCAAGAAGCAGCCGAGCUGUCACUGAUCACUUCCGCGGAUAGAAUCGACGCGCUUCUCGGCCUUGGUUCUGCUUACUAUAAUAGGUACCAAAUCACAAAAUUGAUGCCAGACCUAGAGAUGGCGAUCGAAAGGUAUGAAGAGCUCCUUGGUUUGACACCGGAGGGUCACUCUGAUAGGGUUUAUCCCCUUCAAGGGCUCGGUAUGGCAUACCAUGAAAGAUAUCGAGAGAAAGGUAGGGGAGAAGAUUUAAGUAUGGCCAUCCAGAGCUGUCAAGAUGCUCUUGAUCAAGACCAAUCAGCUGUUGUACAGCGAUUAAUAUCCAUCAGAAAUCUACUAGAUCUGUAUACGCAAGCCAAGGAUUGGUCAUCAGCGUGCAAAGCAGCUUCGACCGCAACCUCUCUAAUACCACGACUUACAUCUAGAUCUCUAGAGAAUUCGGAUAAACAAUUCCUUCUUGCAGAAAUGUCCGGCAUUGCUUCUGAAGCAGCAUCCUUUGUGCUUAUGAUAGGUCAAUCCCCAUACGAAGCUUGCAGGCUUUUUGAACUUGGCCGGGGAAUAAUUGUUGGCUCUUUAAGAGACUUACGGGGCGACAUAUCGGAUCUUGAGGACAGUUUCCCUGAUAUGGCCCGCCAGUAUGUUGAACUUCGCGAUCAGCUCGAUAUAGCAACAUCUUCCACGCAUUAUUUUCCAGUAGAGGACUCUGUCGCACCGGUGCAUCGAAGCGACCAACGGUACUAUGCAGGUCAAAAACUAGAGAAAACGAUUGAAGAUAUUCGGAGCCUGCCGGGUUUCGAUCGGUUUCUUUUAGGCCCUACAGAGGAUGAAAUGAGACAGGCUGCAGCGCCGGGUCCGAUCGCCAUUAUCAACACAAGCAAACAUCGCUGUGACGCUUUAAUUAUCACUAGAGAUAAGCUUGAAGCCUUGCCACUGCCCGGCCUUUAUUACAGCGACAUUCAAGCCCGCGCGGCUCUGAAGACUGAAUCAGUUGAUAGAGAAACGCUGGAGUGGCUAUGGGACACGGUUGCGGAACCGGUGCUUCGAAUGCUAGGGUUCUCCAAAAACCGAGACUCCCCCUGGCCCCGGAUAUGGUGGAUUCUCACUGGGCCGCUUUCCAAAUUCCCGAUACACGCGGCAGGGUACCAUUACUGUGGUUAUGACACGGUUCUAGACAGGGCGAUCUCAUCAUACAGCUCAUCGAUCAAAACUUUGACGGAUGGGCGCAAGUGUCAACUUCAGGAGGAUGCUUCCAUUGGGAAGGUAGUUCUUGUUGGCAUGGAAAAUACUCCAGGCCAGAUGAACCUUCCAUAUGUGCCUGAGGAGAUUAGAAGACUUGGCCAGCUCUGCGAGUCGAUGGGAUUACAAGUGAGCAAGCCGCAGUCGCACCAGUCCGAGGUCCUCUCUGCUUUGAAUAACUGUACAAUCUUUCACUUUGCAGGCCAUGGACAGACCAACCAAUUUGAUCCAUUGAAAAGCGCGCUGAUCCUGGGAGAUGAGUCCCUGACGGUCGAGAGGCUCUUUGAGAUGAAUCUUCAUCAUAAAAACCCAUUUCUUGCCUAUCUCUCGGCCUGCGGUACUGGGCAGACCAAGGACGAUGACCUUGUUGAUGAAGGGCUCCAUCUUAUGGCCGUCUGCCAACUUGCAGGCUUCAAACACGUCAUUGGGACACUUUGGAAGGUAAAUGAUAAGUCUUGUGUGGAGAUAGCAACCAAGACAUACGAAUGGAUCCAAGCGCAUGGGAUAAGCGAUCAGUCUGUGAGCGAAGGUCUCCAUCAUGCAUGCAGAAGCCUCCGCUCCGAAUGGGUUACAGAAAACAAUGCAAGGGGCGUUGCUCUGCAAAGGGCACAGAUCCAAGAUGUUCAGGGCAUCCAACUUUCGAUUAACGCAACGAGAUCACAUCGCGCCACAGAACGAGACGUAAGAGAUGCUGAGUCGUGCGAAGAAACACCGCUUCAUUGGGUCCCUUAUAUACACUGUGGAGUUUAA